Messenger RNA from Cyphellophora attinorum, 1752 nucleotides. RefSeq lists its product as uncharacterized. The record is from RefSeq and is a predicted model, not a curated record. Gene Ontology annotation, cellular component: nuclear RNA-directed RNA polymerase complex. Gene Ontology annotation, biological process: regulatory ncRNA-mediated heterochromatin formation. Bases 1 to 1752 code for a protein of 583 amino acids. NCBI's taxonomy places the organism in Eukaryota, Fungi, Ascomycota, Eurotiomycetes, Chaetothyriales, Cyphellophoraceae. The transcript has 2 exons.
AUGCCGAACCCAGGUAUGGGCACUAUCGACAGACAGACCUUCGUCGACCGACUACGAAGCAUGUCUUCUCAUGACUGGAAGCAAGCAGAAGCCCAGUGGGAGACUCUCAUGCAUGUCUUUUCUUGCAUCCAGGGUCCGCCAGGUGCAGGAAAGAUGUACGCAAUGCUGCUGGAUCUGCUGCUGAAGGAGCCUUACCUCCUGAAGGAGAUCAUUAUCGUCGUGCAAGGCUACACGAACCAGUCCGUCGACCACCUCGUCGAACAUCUGGACCCGCUGUUCAGAGGCUCGAUUCGUCGCCUUGGGAACCAAUCUCGCAAGCCAGAAGAAAUGGGCGGCUUCUCUAUACGAAGCGCUCGGGCCAAAUACAGCAACAGCCUUCCGAAAAGCAGCAAAGAGCUUCCUUUCAAUAAGCUUGUGACAGUCACGAACAACGGAUCCGACAUGACAGCUGCGGCAUCCAAAGCUGUGCUGCUACUCGAUUUCCUUCAGAACGGCGAGAUGUCCUACGAGGUCGUCGGCGACUUCCUGAAAGACCAUUACCCCAAGAUAUGUGGGUCGUUUCAAACGCCAGAGAAGAAUUACCACCAGUCCGAGCGACACAAGCAAUACGCGGGCAUGCGACCGUGGGUAAAAGAGCGUCUGAGAGCUGCCCCUCUGUAUCUUUUUCUUGACUGGCUACAAGGGAAAGAUUUCAGCGAGGCCAUCCUGCUGGAGAGGAUGCUGAGUGCAAUCAAGUCAGAAGAGGACACGCCUCUGUUCAAGAAUGCUCUUCAGGAGGAAGCAAUCAAGGCCUGGGAAAACGCCAACAGCAACAACCUCUCCACGAUAUGGGACCUCAGUCACCAAGCCCGCAUCAAUCUUGCUGAAGGAUGGUUCUUGAGUGAUAAGGAUGAUGCGAGAAAAGUCGCUGCUAUCGGAACGCGCGUCAUUGCGUGCACGGCUUCAUACUCCGUCAUGAGGCCUGCACUGAUAUCAGAGCUUGGUCCAAUAAUUUUCCUCAUCAACGAGGCCGCCCUAUGGCCGUACACAGCUCAAAUGUGUCAAUACCGGUUUGGUACGGUACAGCAGAUGCUGCUCACUGGCGACCAUGCGCAACUCGGCCCUCAAGGUCGAGGAGAAGGGCUGAUGCAAGCUCCUUUUAAUAACAGUAUCUCGGUAUUUCAGGACUUUUUCAUGGACGCAACGUCCAGCAAGACAACACUCGAUCUCGAACACCGUUGUCCUCCUCCCAACCUGGGAGUUGUCAAGUCUGUCAAGUCAUCGGAUGGCCUGCCGCCGUAUCCCCACCUCACGGCUGCUGCCUCCACGCAUAAAUAUUCAGAACUCCCGGGCAUGGAAAGCAGAUUGCUAUGGCUCGACCAUCGUCAUCCUGAAGGUGGCGGUGAUGAUGAUGGCCUGACGGUUCAAAGUGAUGUGGUGACAGCAUCACUGCACAGAGACACCCACAAAUCUCUCUCAAAUGCAAAGGAGGCGGAAAUGGUCCUGGACAGGGCCGACCUUGCGAUCAUCACACCAUACAAUGGGCAACUUAAUCUCAUUCUUCGCAAUGUGUCAAAACUCCGCAACAUCCAGCUCUGGUUGUCGGAUGCAGAUCGAGAAAUGCUGGUCGCAUCCGGUUCAUUUGACGAGAGCGAAAUGGAGAAGUUACCUAUCUCACCAUUCUUGACCCUGGAGACCUAUCCGAGAGGCAUCGGUGCGCAUGGUAUACUGUAUCCCAUGCGCAGGCCGGAAUUGGGCUAUAAACUAGCCUAG